UCUUUUGUGAUUCAACAUUCAACCACAUCGAGUUAGCAUUUACGUGCGGUGGCACGUUCUCGUUGAAACUGGUGAUAUCUGGAACAUUGUACCUGUGUCGUAAUAUCAUUAUGGCGGAUUCCACUUUAGAUGACUUCUUUGCGAAGAAAGAUAAAAGCAAGAAAGGCAGAUCUAAAGCCAGAUAUACCACAACAGAGACUAUAGCCAAAAAAUUGGAAGAAGGAGGGAAAAAGCCUGACAUACAUAUGAAGAAGGACACAAAAGAAAAAAAUCCUAAUAUUACCAGUAAUCAGUCUAUUAUUAUACCAUCUAUAAGUAACGAACAAGAAGAUGAUGAGUGGAAGAAUAUUGAAGAGAAAGAAGCAGAUUAUUCUGGUCUCAGAAUACAGGCUUUGUCCAUUAGUGAAAAAGAAAAGGAAGAAGAGCAGUUAAAAGAACAGAUGCUUUCUGAACAAAAUGGCGAAUCUCAACGCCAAUCAGAUGGUCAUAGUGGUCCAUGGAAAGUGAUGCAACAGCAUGUUAUUGAAAAUGAAGAACAAGAGCCUCCUGAGGAGCCACAGAUGAUAAAAGAAGAACCUACUCCAAAGCCUUCAGGUACAUACAAACCUCCAGCCAUGAGAAAUGCUUCUGCCUCUACUCCUACAAGUUCAAGUAGAAGACAUCCCAAGAAUGCUCCUCAGAUAACUAGUGAGGUUCAUUUUCCUUCACUUUCCUCUGCUGUAGACAACAAAUUUAAGCUCAGUGAAUCUGAUCGUAGUUUCCAGUCAGUCAAACAUGGAGUACGUUCUAAAGGAGAAUCACAGAAGGAACUCCGCCUUGAUUUAGAAAAUAAGUUUUCAGCUCUUCAAUAAUCAAUGGCCAUUGUUAGCCCAUUCCUUUUGAUUUGCAGUGAAAGAUUAUGCCAUGUGGAUGGUUCCAGAAAACAAAUUAGGGAAAUAAGUAAUAUCAGAUUUCUGAUGAAAGGAAAUAGAAUGAUAUCUUUUAUAGCAGAAAAAUAUUUUAAGAUUGCAUAAUACUGUACUAAAGAAAUUAAAAAUUUGUUAUAAAUAGUUUAAAAAAUUCCUAAAAUUAUUUCUUUUCAAAUUAUACAUUUGACAAUUAGUAAAGCAACUUGAUUUUGCAUUUAAGGAGACAAGUAAUUUUUUAGUUUUUUUUUUUCAGAGUAUAAUUUUUUUUUCUCUUUUUGUAUGAAGAAAAAUUUCUAAACAUAGAAUGUGAAGGAAUUUUUUUUU
Messenger RNA from Argiope bruennichi, 1232 nucleotides. RefSeq names its product protein CDV3 homolog A-like. Bases 111 to 851 code for a protein of 246 amino acids. Lineage: Eukaryota; Metazoa; Arthropoda; Arachnida; Araneae; Araneidae. The transcript has 5 exons. The record is from RefSeq and is a predicted model, not a curated record. Gene Ontology annotation, cellular component: cytoplasm.